Molecule: messenger RNA, 933 nt
Organism: Fomitiporia mediterranea MF3/22
Lineage: Eukaryota; Fungi; Basidiomycota; Agaricomycetes; Hymenochaetales; Hymenochaetaceae
Product: Aldo/keto reductase
Exons: 9
Coding region: 1-933 (310 amino acids)
Cellular component (GO): cytosol
Molecular function (GO): aldose reductase (NADPH) activity
Source: RefSeq, a predicted model, not a curated record
AUGGCAGUCAGUGCACCCAAGAUCAAGCUCAAUAACGGUGCCGAAAUUCCAGUAAUCGGCCUCGGCACUUGGAAGUCGCAGCCAGAAGAAGUCAUCGAGGCUGUCAGGUACGCACUUGCUGAGGGAGGAUACAGACACAUCGAUUGUGCAGCGGGUUAUGGAAAUGAAAAGGAGGUCGGAGAGGGCAUUCGGAGGUCUGGAAUUCCUAGAUCCGAGAUAUUCUUGACGAGCAAGCUGUGGAGUACAUAUCACUCACGCGUCGAAGAGGCGUUAGACAAGACUCUCGCAGACCUCGGGGUUGAUUACCUUGACUUGUACCUCAUGCAUUGGCCAGUACCCUUGAAUCCGAAAGGAAACCAUCCUCAAUUCCCGACGCUUCCUGAUGGCACGCGCGAUAUUGACUAUUCGUGGUCGAUAGCUGAUACAUGGAAGCAGAUGGAAGAGAUGGUCAAGAAAGGCAAAGUGAAGUCAAUUGGUGUAUCGAACUUUUCGCAGAAGAAACUUGAGGAAAUCUUACCCACGGCAACAAUCACCCCCGCAGUGGACCAGCUUGAAAUUCAUCUAUAUAAUCCGCAACACAAUCUACUUUCAUACCUGAGAUCCAAAGGUAUCCGACCACAAGCAUAUUCCCCUCUCGGAUCAACUGGAUCUCCUCUUCUAUCUGAUGAACUCGUCAAUGAACUUGCGAGGAAAUAUGAUACGCAACCAGCGCAUAUUCUUCUUGCUUACCUAGUAAAGAAAGACAUUGUUGUCUUAGUCAAAUCCGUCACCCCAGCACGCAUCGCUUCUAACCUAUCCGGCACACUUGCGGCGGUACCUAAACUUACUUCGGAAGAUGUGGAGAAGCUUGAUGGUGUUGCUGCUGCUGGGAAGCAGAAGAGAUUCGUGACGCCUCCGUGGGUUAUUGACCUCGGGUUUGAAAACUGGCCGUGA